Molecule: messenger RNA, 1288 nt
Organism: Micropterus dolomieu (smallmouth bass)
Lineage: Eukaryota; Metazoa; Chordata; Actinopteri; Centrarchiformes; Centrarchidae
Product: adenomatous polyposis coli protein 2-like
Exons: 9
Coding region: 335-1288 (317 amino acids)
Biological process (GO): nervous system development; cell migration; pattern specification process
Cellular component (GO): catenin complex; beta-catenin destruction complex; cytoplasmic microtubule
Molecular function (GO): gamma-catenin binding; microtubule binding; beta-catenin binding
Source: RefSeq, a predicted model, not a curated record
CUCUGCAGCAGGUUUACUUUCAUGGAAACAGGCUGAAGCCUUCGAGCUGCCUGGAGGAAAGAGAUCAAUGUAAAAACUGAUGGAGCAGUAAUUGGAACAUGGAAAGUGAUUAUCAGAGGCAGAAUCAGUCAGACAGACACGAAGCGGCUCCGGAUCCAACAAUCCGUUAUUAAUCUGCAGCCUCAGAGGAAGCCGGCAGCGUCUGCAGACGGCUUCAAACCCACAAAGCGUCCGAAGAUCAGCUGCUGUUCUGUUGGUCUUAAUAUCACAGCGAUCCUCCUCAGGACCAGGUCCUUGUUAGAGUUCAGUUAGAGUGUAGCUCCUGUUUCUGGAGAUGAAGGAGGUGCUGCAGAGUGUGAAGAUGGCCAAAGCCGUGGCUUCCUACGACCAGCUGGCCCACCAGGUGGAGGCGCUCCGGAAGGAGAACUCCCACCUGAGGAGGGAGCUGGAGGACAACUCCAACCACCUGUCCAAACUGGAGACCGAGACCACCGGCAUGAAGGAGGUGUUGAAGCAGCUGCAGAGUAAACUGGAGCAGGAGGCGGGAACAUUGGCCUCGUCCGGGAGGAGCGACGUGCUGCACCAACUCAAAGAGCUCCACAUGGACCUCACCAACUACUACGAACUCAAACACCAACCUCACAACCUGAGGCUGCUUACAGACAGCAUGGGAGGGGCGGGGCUAACAGGUGUUGGUGGAGGGGUGGAGCUAGAUGCUUGUCUGGCUUUGCCUCCUUCCUCCUGCUCCUCCUCCUCGGCGGCGGGCAGAGCAAGAAGUCCGCUGAGAGCGUCAUCACGUAUGAGCGCAGCAUCUGGUGGCGAGGCCGCCGCCGUAAUGAUACCCCAUCACUUCCUGGACGGAGCCCCGCCCAAAACAGCUGUGAUUAGUGGUGCGGAUGGUCGACAGAGCGAUCAUCACCUGGAGGAGCUGUACAAGGAGAGGAACCUCCUGCUGGGGGAGAUCGACCGCGAGGAGAGGGAGCGCUGCUGGUACUUCAGCCAGCUGGAGGCGCUGUCACAGAGACUGAACCAGCUGCCUCGCAUUGACACGUUUUCUCUGCAGAUGGAUCUGAUUCGGCAGCAGCUGGAGUUUGAAGCCCAGCAAGUUCAGUCUGUGAUGGAGGAACGCUUCGGUACCAGCGACGAGGUGGUUCAGAGGACACAGAUCCGUGUUGCUCGUCUGGAGCAGCUGGAGAAGGAGCUGCAGGAGGCCCGAGGGAGUCAGGAGAGCCAGCUACAGCCUACAACAGCCAACGAGAACCCGCGCUGUGAGGAAGGGCCAUUCUGA